UUCACAACCCAAAAGCUAUGAAACUAACCAUUCUAUUUGCAAUUGUGGCAAACCCAUUUCCCAUAUAAACUUCUAUACUCAAACCCCAAAAUUUAUCAUGGCACAACACUACAUUUUUUCCUCCUUGCUGCCUCUUCUAUCUCUUCUAGCAAUCUUCUCUAAUGUCAUAUCCCAAAGCAAGCCUGUAAUGGCUGUAACACUACACACCGAUUCACGGUGGAUUGUUAACGAAGCCGGGCAACGAGUGAAGCUAGCAUGUGUGAAUUGGGUGUCACAUAUGGACCCUAUGGUAGCUGAGGGCCUCAACAAGCAGCCUUUGGAUGCUAUCUCCAAGAGGAUUGUAUCCAUGGGAUUUAAUUGUGUUAGGUUCACAUGGCCACUGUAUUUAGUCACUAAUGACUCAUUGGCUUCACUCACUGUAAGACGGUCCUUUCAGAUACUAGGUCUAUCUCAAUGCAUUGCUGGUAUCCAAGCCAAAAACCCCUCUAUCAUUGAUGUUACUCUUAUAAGAGCUUUUCGGGCAGUGGUAUCCAACCUUGGGGCCAACAAUUUAAUGGUAAUAUUGGACAAUCAUGUAAGCCAGCCCGGUUGGUGUUGUAGUGAAAAUGAUGGCAACGGUUUCUUUGGUGACAAGUAUUUCAAUCCAGAACUCUGGAUUAAAGGACUAACUAUGAUGGCCACCAUGUUUAAAGGUGUAGCCAAUGUGGUUGGAAUGAGUCUAAGGAAUGAGCCUCGAGGCCCUAGACAGAAUGCCCCUGAUUGGUACAGGUACAUGCCAAAAGCAGCAGAAGCAGUGCACUUAGCAAACCCAAACGUUCUUGUUAUUCUCUCAGGCAUGAGUUCCGACACAGACUUGUCAUUCCUCCAAAACCGACCAGUGAAACUCACAUUCACUAGAAAACUAGUAUUUGAGGUGCAUAGGUAUGGAUUUACAGAUGCCAACAUAUGGAAAUAUUACAACCCAAACCAAGCGUGUGCGGUAGUGGUAGGUAUAAUCAUGAGAUCGGCAGGAUUUUUGUUGGAGCAAGGGUAUCCAUUGUUUUUCAGUGAGUUUGGGAUGGACCUAAGAGGUAACGAUGGACUUCUCAACCAGUUCAUGAAUUGCUUCUUUGCAUUGGCAGCUGAUCUUGACUUUGAUUGGAACCUAUGGACACUGGGUGGGAGUUACUAUAUUAAACAAGGAAUCACUGAAUUCGAAGAAUACUAUGGUCUGCUUCUUUGGAAUUCGAAUGAGCCCAGAAAUUCAAGCUUUGUUAAGAGACUCUCAGCUAUCCAGACUCCAUUUCAAGGGCCAGGUCUACCAGAAACUAAUCCACACCAAGUAAUUUUCCACCCAUCAACAGGUCUCUGUGUCCAAAGAAAAUCACCACUUGAACCAUUGAGACUGGGGCCUUGCAAAGACUCUGAAGCCUGGAGCUACACCCCACAAAAAACUUUAUCUUUGAAAGGAAAAAAUUUGUGCUUACAAGUAGAUGGAUUGGGGAAGCCAGCGAAACUCGGUAACAUUUGCAGCGACUCUGGUUCACAAUGGGAAACCAUCUCUGAUUCUAAGUUGCAUCUCUCGUCAACAAUUGGCAAUGCCACUACCCUUUGCCUAGAUGUUGAUUCUAGCCACACCGUCAUCACAAACACUUGCCAUUGUGUAAGUAUAGGUAGAACAUGUGACCCAGAGAGCCAGUGGUUCAAGCUGAUUAGAAGCUCAAGAAGUCCAAGUUCUAAAAACUCUUAGGAAAAAAACUUCUCUUGAACAUGCUUGCUGGGGAUUAUAUGAAAGUUUUGAGCUUAGCUGAUGCAAGGAACCAAGAUCUUAUGUUUUAAUUUGAAAUUAAUUUUGUUUUUGAAUUUGAUUAAUGUAGAUAGUUUUUAGGGAUUUGAUUAGAUGCUUUCGAUAUUAGUAUAAUCCCUAAAAAUAUUUAACUAGCACUUGUG
Messenger RNA from Quercus lobata, 1929 nucleotides. RefSeq names its product glycosyl hydrolase 5 family protein-like. The record is from RefSeq and is a predicted model, not a curated record. NCBI's taxonomy places the organism in Eukaryota, Viridiplantae, Streptophyta, Magnoliopsida, Fagales, Fagaceae. Gene Ontology annotation, molecular function: hydrolase activity, hydrolyzing O-glycosyl compounds. The transcript has 4 exons. Gene Ontology annotation, biological process: polysaccharide catabolic process. The coding region runs from base 98 to 1729 and encodes 543 amino acids.